This is a messenger RNA of Eruca vesicaria subsp. sativa (arugula), 222 nucleotides long. The record is from the annotation of a GenBank genome assembly. Lineage: Eukaryota; Viridiplantae; Streptophyta; Magnoliopsida; Brassicales; Brassicaceae.
AUGGGAGGUAGUAACAAACACGUUGUCUCUAGAACUUCCUCUUCUUCUCUUGCUAUUGUUGAAGCAAAGCUUGACGACAAAAAAGUUGUCCCCAUUGACGCACCGAUUGUAUCUUCAUACAAUGACCGAAUCAGGCCGUUGCUCGACACUGUAGACAGGCUCAGGAACCUGAAUGUGAUGAAAGAAGGGAUCCAGCUUCCCACCAUUGUCGUUAAAUACUAA